Messenger RNA from Metschnikowia bicuspidata var. bicuspidata NRRL YB-4993, 1128 nucleotides. RefSeq names its product Fth2p (gene FTH2). Gene Ontology annotation, cellular component: fungal-type vacuole membrane; high-affinity iron permease complex; plasma membrane. The transcript has 2 exons. Bases 1 to 1128 code for a protein of 375 amino acids. Gene Ontology annotation, biological process: iron ion transmembrane transport. Lineage: Eukaryota; Fungi; Ascomycota; Pichiomycetes; Serinales; Metschnikowiaceae. The record is from RefSeq and is a predicted model, not a curated record. Gene Ontology annotation, molecular function: ferrous iron transmembrane transporter activity.
AUGGCUCGAUAUUUUUCGAUCCAAAUCUUCUUCAUUAUUCUCCGCGAGACGUUGGAGACGGCCAUCAUCAUCUCCGUGCUUCUCUCGUUCAUCAAGAAAAGAGAUCCGGAAGGCGACUCAGAGGACGCCGGCCGCAUUCGUACAGUCAACAAGGGGCUCAAGCUCCAGGUGUGGCUCGGCGCGAUUUUGGGAUUGCUCAUUUGCUUUGCCAUCGGGCUAGUGUUUGUGCUCUGUUUCUACUUCAUAGACACGGACUUGUGGUCCUACACUGAGAGGCUCUGGGAAGGAGUGUUCUGUCUUUUGUCCAGCGUCAUCAUCACGGUGAUGGGCGUGGGGCUCUUGCGCAUCAACAAGGUGAUGAAAAUCAAGUGGUGGGUCAAGUUGGGCGACGCGUACCAGAACGACCAGCCGCAAAUCAACGAUCUCAGUCCUGCCGAAAGCGACAGCGAGUCCACCACGGCGCUCCUCGGCACACCGAAAAAGAACGCGCCAAAGGAAAAGUUCAGUAAAAAGUACUUCUUGGCCAUUCUCCCCUUUAUCACCACGUUGCGCGAGGGCUUGGAGGCGGUUGUGUUCAUGGGAGGUAUUGGCAUGUCGCAGCCACUCUCGUCCUUGCCCUUGGCCGUGCUCGCAGGGGUGCUUCUCGGCUCCGGGAUCGGCGUUUCCUUGUACAAAGGCGGCAACAAGUUGUCGCUCCAGUACUUCUUGAUCUGCUCCACGUGUUUCCUCUAUGUGGUGAGCGCAGGGCUCUUGAGCAGGGGCGUGUGGUUCUUGGAGUUGGAGAAGUACGUGCGCCUCUGCGGCGGGCUAGACGUAUCCGAGACAGGAAGCGGCCCGGGCUCGUACGAUGUGGCCAACACCGUCUGGCACGUGAACUGCUGCAACGGGCUCACCGACGGCUGGUGGAUGGUGGCCAAUGCCAUUGUGGGCUGGACCAACACCGCCACGUACGGCAGUGUGUUUUCGUACAUCGGCUACUGGUUGUUUGUGUCGGUGUGGUUGCGCGUGCGCAUGUCGGAGGAGCGCAAUGGGCACUUGCCCUUUGUGCCCAUCAAGUGGCAGUUGGCGAGGAUCCGCAAGAAGGUCAGGCUAUACGAGAUGAGAAAACAAAAUUGUAGCCAGAAUUGA